Cetraspora pellucida is the source of this 1704-nucleotide messenger RNA. NCBI's taxonomy places the organism in Eukaryota, Fungi, Glomeromycota, Glomeromycetes, Diversisporales, Gigasporaceae. The record is from the annotation of a GenBank genome assembly.
AUGCAAAAAUUAAGAACACGAAAACCAAAGAAAAGGGUUAAUAAAAUUUCCACUGUUCCAAAAUAUAAUAAAGAUAAUAAGCUAACAACUAAUAACAAAAGAAUCCGAUGGUCAAGCAGAGUCCAGCAAGUCUCAAAUGAUGCUGUAGAUCCACCAUUUCUCCCGGAUGAUGUCAUCAAUAUUAUAUUUGAAUAUUUGCCAUUCAGUUCUAGAUUUAACUGUUUGGUCAAUAGGAGUUGGUGUCGCCUUAUGAUCCCUAUUCUUUGGAGAUCACCUUUUAAAUGGAUUUCCAAACGUGGCUUGAAUGACAAAUAUAUUUAUCUAAUUCGAACUUACCUGUCAUGUCUAGAUCCUGUCACUAAAGCAAAUUUGCGACAAGCUGGUAUUAAAUUACCAAGAAAUCCUAAACAACCUUUGUUUAGAUAUCAUCAAUACCUUAAGGAGUUUAAUUUUAGAGAUAUUCAAACAUGUAUUAGAAUAUGGUAUGAUAACACACAAAUUAUUGAUCCAGCUUUGAAAGAUUACUGGUCACGGUUUAGAAAUAAAGAUAUAAGAUCAACAGAAAUUUUUGAAAUUGGUAAUAAGAUAAUGUAUUUGAUGACAGAAAUCACACGACUCUUAUUCAAUUCUACAUGCUUGAAAGAAUUUGCUUUUGGAGGAAAUCCUAAAUUCAAAUUAUCUUUUGAAACCUUCCCGGAAUAUAGACUUGUUGCUGAGAAUGUAACUUCUUUAUCAUUGGAUCCUAUUUUCACAGAAUUCUAUGAUAACUGGGAAGCACUUUUGAAUCCUUUCACCAAUAUUAAAAGGUUAUACGUACCAUUUUAUCAUCUCGAAAAAACUAGAUUUCGUGAUGACAUGAAUAUUUUUGUACGACAUUUAUCUCCACGUGCUUUAAUGGUUUUGACUUGGCUUGGACUCUCUAAUUUUCGUCUAUGCUUGGAAUCUUUGGAAGUUCUAUCUAAUUGUCCAAAUUUAGAAACCUUAGUAUUUUGGAAUUGUACAAAAAAGACCAAUGUACAAAAUCAAUUAUUACCAAUUACUCAAUUUCUUUCUGUUAAAAGUCUUUUCAUCUUUUACAGUAAUCAUGAUUUUAAACCAAUUUUUCAGAUGACAGAAAAAACAUUAAAAGAGAUUGUUCUUGACAAUUCAUCAGAGAAUACAAAAGUAAUAUUGGAUGCGAUGAUUCUACACUCACCAAAUAUUACUAGAUUAGCAUUGCACGUUAAUAAAAUGGAUAUCUUAUCUGAAAAAUUUAAUAAAUGGAUGGAACUAUCAAAAUUGGAAUCACUGAUUUUGAAAUCAAAGGAUGCAAAAUUUAAAUCAUUUAUUCAAGUAUUAGUUACACAUUUCCCCGAAUCUCUUACUGAUUUAGACCUUGACAUUGCAAUCACAUCAACUUUAUUAAGAAAAAUUUUGAACAUUUGUAACGUGAAUUUUAAAAAAUUGGGAUUAAAUGAUAAAUGUGGAAUUACUGAUGACCAUUUACGAAUAUUGACAAAGUAUGCUGAGCAUUAUAAAAGUUUAGAAGAGGUUAGAUUUGAUAGGUGGGCAGUAAUUUAUAAAAAUCAAGAAACGAAAAUAAAACUUGAAUCGGGAGAAUUUUCAAAAUUAAGCAAAGCAGUGCUUGAAAAGGCAGGAAGAUUUAUUAAAUUUAUUAGAAGGGAUUCAUACGACCCGUUUUUUAAUCCAAUGUAUUCUUAUUAA